AUGGUAUAUGGUCAGCAAACCGUUCAAUCCAAUGAGGUGCAGCACGCGCAGGAAUGCGUUGUGGAGGAGCAGCGGAGUCCAGCCCGAGACGUGGACUGCGUGCCUGCGUUGGUCCUGGUUUCCGCGGGCCUGGGUGGGACAUACCCGCUCGCCAUUUUGGUAUAUCAGGACCUAUUCGUCCUUCCUCGGAUCUUCGAAGAGCUCGCUUGUAGCCCGGAGAGUCGUAACGUUAUCGGUGCGGGCGGCGGCCAGGUGGGCGUUGAUCGGGGGGUGGAUUAG
Penicillium daleae is the source of this 279-nucleotide messenger RNA. RefSeq lists its product as uncharacterized. The transcript has a single exon. The record is from RefSeq and is a predicted model, not a curated record. Lineage: Eukaryota; Fungi; Ascomycota; Eurotiomycetes; Eurotiales; Aspergillaceae. Bases 1 to 279 code for a protein of 92 amino acids.